UCGUCGCCCCUGGUUGCCACCUGAGUUUGUGUACGGACAAACUCGAAGAGCCAAGUGUGUUCAUGAGAGAAAUCUCUGUGGACACGAUCAUUCUGGUUCUCUCGCCAAGUAUCAGCCCAAACCCAUUAUAGGACACGUCUCCUUAUAUUGCCUCAUUACUUUCUUAAUGGGAUGCACUUAUCCCUCCUCCUUACUGCUUUAUAUAUAAAUACCAUUCCUACUUUUUCCUUCGGUAAUCUGCUUAUCACUUUCAUUUAUUUCUUCUUCUUCGUGCGGAAGGCAAAAACAUAAGACAGAGGACAAAAAAAACAAAGAAAAGAUUUAUGUCUAAAUCAAUCAUGACUAAUAGUACUAUUCCAGAGAAAAAACAGCUGAGGAAGCCUGCUCAGGCUAGUUCAAGGAAAGGGUGCAUGAGAGGCAAAGGAGGCCCAGAAAAUGCUCUCUGCACUUACAAAGGUGUUCGCCAAAGGACUUGGGGAAAAUGGGUUGCUGAAAUUCGAGAACCCAAUCGCGGUGCCCGUCUUUGGCUCGGUACUUUUGACACCUCUCACGAAGCUGCAAUGGCUUACGAUGCUGCUGCUCGUAAACUAUAUGGUCCCGAAGCCAAGCUCAACCUACCGGAGUUGCACCCCAACAAUAAUAGCCGCUUUCCAGUCGAAACCCAUUCUGCCCAAAUCCAAAUGGGAAAUCAAUCUCAAGGACAGCAUAAUUCGAGUACUAUGUCUUCAUCACCAUCAUCAUCAAGCGGCAGCCCGAUUAUAAGGACUAAUGACGUUACACCAGCAUAUACCCACGAGUCAUCGAACACGGAGUCAAAUGGGACAGUGGUAGAAGAGGAAGCAAAUUUAUGGCAAAAUCAACAAGGGAUCGAUGACCUCUGGGGAAAUCUGAACGUGAAUCUGCCAUUAUUUGAUGAUUCAAUUUGGGCAGAGGCAGCAAUGUCAAUAGAUUUUCCGGCGAUGGAAGACACCGGAAUAUUUGCAAGUAACCUGAUGGAUGUAACAGGAUGGGACGCGUUGCACACUCCAUGGUGCAUGUAAAUUUCCAUGUGUCCAUGCGUUUGAAGUUGAUGAAAAAAGAAAGCUACGAUGUAGCCACAUAGGGUUUUCUGGUCUUUUAUCGUGGCUCUUGUUCAUUGUACUCUCCCCACCCCCCUCAUAUACCCAUGAGUCACGUGCAGGUAUCCAUGAAUCACGUGCUUCUACUUUGUGUGAUACACCCUGAUACUGGUCAUGUAUGUAACAUAAUAGACCUAGUAACAGUUUGAUAUAUAUUAUACUACUAAAAGAUUUUAAAAAGGGAAACCUAUUGUUUUUUAAUUUUUAGUU
Molecule: messenger RNA, 1328 nt
Organism: Jatropha curcas
Lineage: Eukaryota; Viridiplantae; Streptophyta; Magnoliopsida; Malpighiales; Euphorbiaceae
Product: dehydration-responsive element-binding protein 2D
Biological process (GO): positive regulation of DNA-templated transcription; response to stress
Cellular component (GO): nucleus
Molecular function (GO): transcription cis-regulatory region binding; DNA-binding transcription factor activity
Source: RefSeq, a predicted model, not a curated record